Molecule: messenger RNA, 439 nt
Organism: Cyphomyrmex costatus
Lineage: Eukaryota; Metazoa; Arthropoda; Insecta; Hymenoptera; Formicidae
Product: protein FAM32A-like
Exons: 3
Coding region: 95-439 (114 amino acids)
Cellular component (GO): nucleolus
Source: RefSeq, a predicted model, not a curated record
ACCAUAGAUAUGAUCUGUGCUCUACCAAGAGUUAAGAUUGAUUAGUAUAUGUUUCAUGUUGUUGAUAUAUACGAUUAUUAACAAUUAAGUAAUAAUGUCUGCAACGAAUAACAAAGACGAUCCGUAUGCACACGUUGCGAAGGGUACCCUCAAAUUGAAGAACGAGCAGAUAAUAAGCAAAAAAAAAAAGGAUAAGAAGGGAAAAAAGAAGAAGCUAGUAGAAGUAUCAAAGGUCAUUGAGGAGGAAAAACCUCAAAAGGUAGAAGUGAAACGGACAAAAGCAGAGCUGGCUUUUCAAAAAAUGCAAGAGAAAAUGCAAACUGAAAGGAUUAAGCAGAAAGCCUCCAAGACACAUAAACAACGAGUGGAGGAAUUUAAUCGACACCUGGAUAGCUUAACUGAACACUUUGAUAUACCUAAAGUGAGCUGGACAAAAUAA